Molecule: messenger RNA, 933 nt
Organism: Lithohypha guttulata
Lineage: Eukaryota; Fungi; Ascomycota; Eurotiomycetes; Chaetothyriales; Trichomeriaceae
Exons: 4
Coding region: 1-933 (310 amino acids)
Source: RefSeq, a predicted model, not a curated record
AUGGCCAGCAAUAACCGUAUCACGAAGGUCGCCAUAGUAGGCGUACGCUGGCGGCAACGUGGGCAAGUUCAUGACAGAAGCCCUUCUCAAACUGGCAAACAUACAGUCACCGCCAUCACCAGAAUCGACAGCCAGACCCCAUUACCCGAAGGUGUAAGUGUGAAGAAGGUUGACUACAACAAGCCCGGGACAGUUGUCGAAGCACUUCGCGGUCAAGAUGCUCUAGUCGUAACCCUCAGCGGCCAUGCUCUGAGUCUGCAAGAUAACCUAACGAAAGCAGCUGGUGAGGCAGGUGUGCCAUGGAUCCUGCCAAAUGCAUGGGGGCCGAAUGUUACGGACGAGGCACUUGUCCGCGACGUGCCCAUGUUCAAACCGUUCGUCUCGACCGGAUUUUGGUAUGAGUGGAGUCUAGCUAUACCUCCAGCCUUUGGGUUAGACCUGAAGAACAGAAGCGUUACUCUCUUCGACGAGGGCAGGACCAAGAUUUCCAUCUCAUCAUGGCCACAGGUCGGUCGAGCCGUUGCUGCAUUGUUGAGUCUGCCCAUCAGGUCUGAGGGUUCCGACAAAUCCGCUUGUCUGGAAAACUUCAAGAAUCAGCUUGUCUACGUCAACUCUUUCACUAUCAACCAGAAAGACAUGCUCGAGUCUGUACUCCGUGUAACUGCUACAAAGGAGAGUGAUUGGAGUAUUGCCAAAGAGCCUGCUCAGGAGAGGUAUGCGGCUGGCCAGAAAGAGAUGCAGGCAGGCAAUCGUGCAGGUUUUGGCAAAGUGAUGUACACCAGGGUGCUCUUCACAGAUGGCGUUGGUGAUACAGAACACAGCAGAGGGACAAUCAACAAGGUACUUGGUUUGGAGAAGGAUGAUGCGCAUUUCGACGAGUAUACAAAAGUUGCGCUUGAAAGGUCGAAGUCACCUCAGUGGCACAAGCAAUAA